Caenorhabditis auriculariae is the source of this 456-nucleotide messenger RNA. The record is from the annotation of a GenBank genome assembly. Lineage: Eukaryota; Metazoa; Nematoda; Chromadorea; Rhabditida; Rhabditidae.
AUGAAGCAGGCCCCCAGGUCCCAAGAGCUCUUAUCCGGGGACAGAAUCCCGAAGUACACAGACUUCAGGGACGCAGGUAUGUCGAUAGAUAUCUGGAACCCAUCAAAACAGCGUACACAGGCAUUACGAUUCCGCCACCACCGCAGUCCACGCGGAGACACCGCAUUCGCCUCUCGGGAGCAAUCGCGGUAGAGGCAAAAGGAUGGCUCGAAGGCAUCUUCAAGCCGUUCGCAGAAAAAGAGGCGGCAUUUAAGGCUGUAAGGGACAUCAUAAUCGUACAGAAAGAAUAUGAACCUUCAGAUCCCGCUUAUAGCCGAGGUCACGGCUACAGCACACAAACUAGACGUCGACUUUUGGACCACGAUCCACGUCGGCGAGAACAUCCUUAUGGGCCUCAACGAGGCGUUGACAAACGCAACUCGUACCAUCUGCCGCAGAUGCGCAACCUACCAGUGA